Molecule: messenger RNA, 947 nt
Organism: Paecilomyces variotii
Lineage: Eukaryota; Fungi; Ascomycota; Eurotiomycetes; Eurotiales; Thermoascaceae
Exons: 3
Coding region: 98-775 (225 amino acids)
Source: RefSeq, a predicted model, not a curated record
UCUGCCAGUCGACCAAAAAGGAGAACUCCUAGUUGGUCUACCUGGAUCUCAAACAUAUAUCUUUUACUAUACCUACUGUUUGCGCAAGAAAUUCACUAUGGCUUCUCGCUACAGUCUUGUGGAUUAUGAUUCCGACGAAGAAGCCCAAAAAUACCCAAGAAUCCCUAUUUCCAAUUUGACAUCAGCUGGAUUCUUCGUUGCUGGAAUCUUGGACCAAGCAGGGAUCCAAUAUGGCGUCAUGGGGGGCAUGGCUGUCAAGUUGAUGGGAGGAAUGCGUGAUACCCGUGAUGUUGACAUUGCCUUUAACGCCCCAGGAAAGAUGCGGGACUUGUGGCGUGUAUUGGAGGUGCAGCCGCGUUUGAUCAUUCCUAAAGAGAGGCUCAUCAGCAACAUCAUGAGAAUCUUUGUGAGAACAGGGCCUGGCUAUGACAACUGUCCACGCGGUAUACCCGUGGAAGUAGACCUUAUUGAGUGUGGAUACCAAAACAGUCCCCGAGACCUCGGAAACCAUCGCACAGAGCUUCAACUCACGGUUGAUUCAGAGCCCAGAUCGAUCUAUGUCAUCGAUAUUCUCUAUUUGAUGCGUGGAAAGAUGGCAGCUUUCAUGAGCCGGCGCAGCGACAAUGACCGAGAUGACAUAACAUAUCUUCUGCGAGCCUACCCGGAAGCGAUCCAGGGGAUCAAGGAUAAACUCGACCCAAUUGCUGUCGACUGCUUCCUGGAAAGUGUCUCUGCUGAGAACAGAGGAUACUGGACUCGAUUCUUCGGCCAUUGAGAUUCCGGAGAGAUGAAGGCAUUCGAUCUUUUACCUCGGCCACUGCUUGGAUAUUGGCCUCACGCCAAAGUCCCCUUCGUUUCUGUCUUUCCUUUUUAUUACCAGAUUGAGAAAUUCAGUUGCUCUUCUUGACAUGUAGAUACUAUACAGUCAUUACAAAUUGAAAUGCUUG